Molecule: messenger RNA, 1209 nt
Organism: Miscanthus lutarioriparius
Lineage: Eukaryota; Viridiplantae; Streptophyta; Magnoliopsida; Poales; Poaceae
Source: the annotation of a GenBank genome assembly
AUGGUGAUGUCGCAGCUAAGCGGGAGCAUCAAAGGCGCGCUAGCGCGGAUGUCCAAGGCAAUGCUGGUGGACGAGAAGGUGCUCAACGACUGCGUAAACGAGAUCUCGCGCACGCUCCUGCAGGCCGACGUCCGCUUCGAGACGGUCCGCGGCGUGCAGGCCAGCAUCAAGAGCACCGUCAACCUGCAGGCGCUCGCGGACGGCACCAACAAGCGCCGCGUCAUCCAUCGGGCCGUCGUGGCCGAGCUGCGCCAGAUGCUGGACCCCCGGGAAGCCGUCCUUCACCCCGAGCAAAGGGAGGAAGCCGGCCAGCGUGGUGAUGUUCGUCGGCCUGCAGGGCUCCGGGAAGACCACCACCUGCGUCAACUGAAGCAGAGCGCGACGAAAGCCGGCAUCCCGUUCUACGGGAGCCACACCGAGUCGGACACCGUGAAGGUCGCCGUCGACGGCGUGGACAGGUUCAGGAACGAGGAGGGCUGCGACCUCAUCGUGGUGGACACGAGCGGGCGCCACAGGCAGGAGGCCGCUCUCCUGGAGGAGAUGCGGCAGGUCUCGGACGCCACGAGGCCGGACCUGGUGGUGUUGGUGAUGGACGCCAGCAUCGGCCAGACCGCGUUCGAGCAGGCGCAGGCGUUCAGGCAGAGCGCCCCGGUUGGCGCCGUGAUCGUCAACAAGAUGGAUGGCCACGCCAAGGGCGGCGGCGCGCUCAGCGCCGUCGCGGCCACGAAAAGCCCUGUGAUUCUGGAGGAGCUGAUAAAAAAGGGAAACUUCACGCUCAGAGAUCUGCGCAAGCUGUUCCGGGCAGUGCAGAGUAUGGGCCCUCUUGGGCAGCUCGUCUCUAUGAUACCUGGUGGACUCAUUAGCGACAAGUUUAAUGAAAAGGGCGGGCAAGCCAAGAUGAAGAGGUACAUGACCAUGAUGGACUCCAUGACUGAUGCGGAGCUUGACGGGACCACCGCGAAGCUGAUGAACCAGUCGCGGAUCAACCGGGUGGCUCGGGGGUCCGGCAGGCCCGUCAGGGAAGUGGUGGACUUGCUGGAGGAGCACAAGCGAAUGGCCAAAAUGAUGAGCAAGUUGCCAAACGUCAAGAGACCCAACGACAUAAAUCACAUAGCCAAUGCCAUCCCUCAGGAGCUGCUCAAUCGGUUUGGUGGCAAAUUUGGGCUGCAGAAACUCAUCAGACAAAUGGGCGCCCCCCAAAGUAGAUGA